This is a messenger RNA of Dictyostelium purpureum, 678 nucleotides long. RefSeq lists its product as uncharacterized. The record is from RefSeq and is a predicted model, not a curated record. The coding region runs from base 1 to 678 and encodes 225 amino acids. The transcript is spliced from 2 exons. NCBI's taxonomy places the organism in Eukaryota, Evosea, Eumycetozoa, Dictyosteliales, Dictyosteliaceae.
AUGACAGACAAAGAUUAUGAUUUUUACGGAUACCAUACAAGCAACUCAUGGAAGGUAGAUAUCAUGCUUAAAGAAUUAUCAAUUGAAAGUUUUAACUAUACCGAGGUUGAUAUUGCUGCCGGUGAGCAAUUCAAACCAGAUUUUUUAAAAAUGAAUCCAAAUAACAAAAUUCCAGUAUUAGUAGAUAAUACUAUUUCCCCACCACUUGUUUUAUUUGAAUCCGCAACCAUUUUAGAAUAUUUGGCUGAUAAGUAUAAAAAACUUUUACCUGGCCUUGAUCGUCCAAGAGAACGUUAUGAGGUCCUUAAAUGGUUAACUUUUACUGUUGCUUCACAAGGUCCAAACAUGGGUCAGCUUUUGUUCUGGAAGAUCCACAACCAAGAAAAGGUUCCUGCUGCAAUUGAAAAAUCCCAAAAAGAAAUAGAGAGAAUUUAUUCUGUUUUAGAUGGUGUUUUAAAAGAUAGAAGUUAUAUUGCCGGUAGCGAGUUAUCAAUUUGUGACAUAUCUUGUUAUGGAUGGGGUAUGUACUUGAAAUUUGGUAUUGUCGUUGAUGGAUGGGAGGUAAAAUAUCCAAACUUCAAAAGGUGGGUAGAUUUAGUUGAAACUAGAGCUUCCUUUCAACAUGCAGUUAAGUUAGCCGAUGAGGCAAUUAGAAAUUGGCAGGCUUCUAAAAAAUAA